This is a messenger RNA of Spirometra erinaceieuropaei, 968 nucleotides long. NCBI's taxonomy places the organism in Eukaryota, Metazoa, Platyhelminthes, Cestoda, Diphyllobothriidea, Diphyllobothriidae. The record is from the annotation of a GenBank genome assembly.
AUGAACAAGCUAUUCGGCAAAAACGCCGAUCUGUUAAUCGCCGGUGUCAAUUUUGGAGCGGGAGACGAAAAUCCUGCGAAUCUGUUCGGUGUAGAAGAGGUUCGCUUUUCGGUAGAAUUACCUUCACGGGAAUGUCUGGUUGGUUAAAAAGCAGGUUGCAGUCCUUGCUGAAUCCGGAGACUUAGCCUUACUUCAGGAGGGCAAGAGGUCACGGGUGAUGAUGUAAAUAUGCGCAACGGAGGGAGGCGCUGACGGGUGUGUCGGGGUCUGAAAAACAGCUGUGUUAACUGACUACUUAAUCGCGAUUUCAAGCGCCUAACAGCCCUAUGUAUUUGUAUAUAUAUACUGAGGGUUUAUCAACCAACCAGACAGCCUUCGAGCUCACUGCUGUCUGACCAAAGUGAACAAACCAAAAGCAAGCCGAAACGUCUCUAGAUCUGUCCAGGACGGCGAUGUUUCACAUAUUUGCCAUUGUCACUCGACCCGUACAAUAUAACUUUGACGCUGUUAAUUACUUUGCUGACAUUCGUCUCCCUCAGGAACUGAGAUAGCACCAAUUAUCCAUAGACAGAUUACUGUACAGCACAUUUAGUAACGUUAAUUGUUUUCAACACUUGGAACAAUUCGUAUCUGUCUGGUUUCGACAACUUUGCCAAUCUGAAAAAAAACUUCUGUAGCUGUUUGAUGGUUCCAUUUUUAAUUUUUUGAUAUAUUUCGCUUCCUUGUUACAAAUAGGGAAUUCAAAGUUUCAACACCUAUGUUUCCCUCAAAUAAACUAAAACUGAAACUAAGACAUAUAUGGUUUGCCCGCUCUUAAGUUUUCAUGUGAGGAAGAAGAAGAAGAGGAGGAGGAGGAGGAGGAGGAGGAGGAGGAGGAGGAGGGAGAAGAGAUAGAGGAAAAAGAAGUUGAGGGAUCUCUGCGGUGCGGAUUCAUUGCCUCUCCCCUCGUUCGCUCCAGCUUUAGAUGA